This is a messenger RNA of Octodon degus (degu), 928 nucleotides long. It is a transcript of the gene Capsl, whose product is annotated as calcyphosine like. Gene Ontology annotation, molecular function: calcium ion binding. The transcript is spliced from 5 exons. The coding region runs from base 117 to 743 and encodes 208 amino acids. The record is from RefSeq and is a predicted model, not a curated record. Lineage: Eukaryota; Metazoa; Chordata; Mammalia; Rodentia; Octodontidae.
UUAGAUAAUUGAAGUAUCUUGAUGGCCAGUGAAAAUCCAGAGCUGCGGUGAAUUUCUGCAUCUGACAAAGCAGAAGCACCAAAGACAGGGCUUUCGUUCCAAGCCUGCCGAGCCUGAUGGCAGGGACGGCGCGGCACGACCGAGAGAUGGCGAUGCAGGCCAAGAAGAAACUCACCACCAGCACUGACCCCAUUGAACGACUCCGACUGCAGUGUCUGGCCAGAGGCUCCGCAGGCAUCAAAGGACUUGGCAGAGUGUUUCGAAUUAUGGAUGACAAUAAAAACAGGACCCUUGAUUUCAAUGAAUUUCUGAAAGGGUUAAACGAUUAUGCAGUGGUCAUGGAAAAGGAAGAGGCAGAAGAACUUUUCCGCAGGUUCGAUAAAGAUGGAAAUGGGACCAUAGACUUUAAUGAAUUUCUUCUCACAUUAAGACCUCCAAUGUCUAGAGCCAGAAAAGAGGUAAUUAUGCGAGCUUUUAGAAAGUUAGACAAGACUGGAGAUGGCGUUAUAACCAUUGAGGAUCUGCGUGGAGUAUACAAUGCGAAACACCACCCAAAAUACCAAAAUGGAGAAUGGACAGAAGAGCAAGUCUUCAGGAAGUUUCUGGAUAAUUUUGAUUCACCUUAUGACAAAGAUGGAUUGGUGACCCCGGAGGAGUUCAUGAACUACUAUGCAGGCGUGAGUGCAUCCAUUGACACUGAUGUGUACUUUAUUGUCAUGAUGAUGACGGCCUGGAACCUCUAAAGGCAUCACCUCAGGAGACCAGUCAUUGGAGACAGACACUAACUCCAGAUGACUACAUCUCAACUCCAAAAGCAGAACCUCUUGAUUCCAUAUUCCUAGAAGUGUUUCUUUCUUGUCAACACGUUGCAUUUUCUAGGUCCAAGAAAGCAGCAGAAAUAAAGAUACUGAAGUAAUUAACCAUAUGU